AUGCAAAACCGGUCUUAAUCAACUAGUAGACUGCGGUUCUCUUUUCUUCUCCUCUCCGAAACUGUUGCAGAGGUUUUAGGGUUCGGAGGUUGAUGAAAGAGGCGAUUGAGAAAGGAUUAUGAACUUUUCAAACGUUCUCAACUUCUUAUUUGCUGCUGCUAUUUGGUGUGCUGCUUACGCUGCUGUUGCAGUUACUAGGGUUUUUAGAUUCUUCAGUUUCUUUCGUUCUUCAUUCGUCAAUUAGUUAUAGAAAAAAUCUAGGGUUUUGGAAAUACACAUAGUUUAUUUUUAUCAUGGGUUACGCACAGCUAGUCAUCGGUCCUGCUGGUAGUGGAAAGUCGACAUACUGUUCUGGUUUGUACCAACACUGUGAAACAGUUGGGCGAAGGAUCAAUAUUGUGAACCUUGAUCCGGCAGCAGAGAAUUUCGACUAUCCUGUAGCUAUGGAUAUAAGAGAACUCAUAUCUUUGGAGGAUGUUAUGGAGGAACUUGGACUAGGUCCUAAUGGAGGACUUAUCUAUUGCAUGGAGCACCUUGAAGAUAAUUUGCAUGAUUGGUUGGACGAGGAGUUGGAAAACUACUUGGAUGAUGACUAUCUUGUUUUUGAUUGCCCAGGUCAGAUAGAACUCUUUUCUCAUGUUCCUGUUCUUCGUAACUUUGUGGAGCAUUUGAAGCGCAAGAAUUACAACGUUUGUGUUGUCUACUUGCUUGACUCACAGUUCAUGACAGAUGUGACCAAAUUUAUAAGUGGUUGUAUGGCUUCGCUUUCCGCAAUGGUUCAGCUUGAGCUACCCCAUAUCAACAUUCUUUCCAAGAUGGAUCUUGUGAGAGAUAAAAGGGGAAUUAACGAUUAUCUAGAUCCUGAACCAACUGUUCUAUUAGCAGAAUUAAAUCAAUGUAUGGCACCUCAGUUUCAAAAGUUGAAUAAAGCUUUGAUUGAACUAGUUGAUGAGUAUAGCAUGGUGAGCUUUAUGCCUCUCGACUUGAGGAAGGAGAGCAGUAUUAGACAUGUCCUAGCACAAAUUGACAAUUGCAUUCAAUUUGGAGAAGACGCUGACGUGAAGGUUAAGGAUGUUGAUCCAGACGACGAUGAAUGAUGAUGGCAAACAUCUAUUGACACUUUUUUUUGGUCGGAAACAAGCUUGCAGACCCAUGUUUUGAAGCCAAAAAUAUAUUAACAUUGAAGUACUUGGUACACAUUGAUUUGUUACAAUCCUACUUUAGUCUUGUCAAAGGAAGUGUAUCAAAAAGUUCCUCUGAACUUCAAUGGCAUUGUUAACUAAAACUCAAAUUCUCUUAUUAACCUCUUAAGGUGAAAACAAGAACCACAGUUUGUUUGUCUUGAGAUUGUGAUGUACAUUUUGUGAGUAGAUUUAUUAUUCAGGUCUGAAACA
Molecule: messenger RNA, 1394 nt
Organism: Papaver somniferum (opium poppy)
Lineage: Eukaryota; Viridiplantae; Streptophyta; Magnoliopsida; Ranunculales; Papaveraceae
Product: GPN-loop GTPase 3-like
Exons: 9
Coding region: 294-1097 (267 amino acids)
Molecular function (GO): GTPase activity
Source: RefSeq, a predicted model, not a curated record